CUGUCACAUGGAGCUCCUGGAUAUGGCGGUCUCCGGCAGCUGGCAGCCUCCCCGGCCGUGCGAAGUCUACCGAGCCGAGUGGGAGCUCUGCCGCAGCGCCGGGCACGUCCUGUACCAUUACUAUGUCCACGGAAAGCCGCCGGACUGCAGGCAGUGGCUGCGCGACCUGGCCAACUGCCGGGAGUGGGAGGAAAGCCGUAGCGUGGAGGCCCAGCGAUCCCUCUGUGAGAGCGAGCAGGCACGGGUCCAGGCUGCACAGAAGCACACCUUGGUAUGGGCCUUGAGGCAGAGCCCCCCUGAAGACUGGAACCUUCCUCUGCCACAGGAGAAGGACAAGUGAUGAGUGGCAGAAGGACAGGUGAUGAGUGACAACCAACUGCAACCUUGGCCCUGACCUGGACUUUGACUAGCUCCCACUUGACUGGAACCCAGAGCAAAGCAUUCCCAGCUGUUUACUUCCCACCUGCAUUGGGGCAUCUCAUCACUUUGAUACUCUGAAAGACACUUGUGUCUGUAAUUACAGGUAGCCAAGCACUGUGGCAGGUACCUGUGAACAGCCAGGUUGGUCAGCCUAUCCAUGCCACAUCUCCUGAGAACAACCAUACUAGAGGUGGCAAUCCUGAGGUAUGAGAACCUCAAGUACGUAGUGGCAGCCUUGGCCUGUGUAGAUACAAACUCAGAAUGAGUUUGCUAAACAGUUCUACUGAGAAUGGCUCUCUUUGACCAUGAGAAGUGGACUUCAGUGUCUUGGGUUUGGUGAUUACUGUGUUCUCCGAAUGUGGAGCUCAUACUUCCCCGGUGAUGCCAUGAGAAGGGCAACUUGCCCCUCUGCACCAGCACCUCUAAUGGUUUUGCAGACUUUUAAAAAGAAACACACAGCGUUGCAGGAACUACCAAGUCUGGGGUUAAGAAAUCCAAGUCCCAAGGCGGAGAGAGACAGAGUCUAGGUCCAAGGAAUAUGGGAUUGGGGCCUCCUGAUUUCUUGUUGUUAAUGUAUUAAAAGCCGUUUCACAUGUUUGAUUCCAAAAGCAACCUGAAA
Psammomys obesus (fat sand rat) is the source of this 1039-nucleotide messenger RNA. It is a transcript of the gene CUNH22orf39, whose product is annotated as chromosome unknown C22orf39 homolog. The transcript has 3 exons. Lineage: Eukaryota; Metazoa; Chordata; Mammalia; Rodentia; Muridae. The record is from RefSeq and is a predicted model, not a curated record. The coding region runs from base 8 to 340 and encodes 110 amino acids.